Daldinia childiae is the source of this 561-nucleotide messenger RNA. RefSeq lists its product as uncharacterized. The transcript is spliced from 2 exons. The record is from RefSeq and is a predicted model, not a curated record. Lineage: Eukaryota; Fungi; Ascomycota; Sordariomycetes; Xylariales; Hypoxylaceae. Bases 1 to 561 code for a protein of 186 amino acids.
AUGGUUGAAUCCUGGGACGCCGACAAGGAGCUUCAUACCGCAUUGGCCGUUAUUACGGCCUUGGUGAUUAAGAAUCACGAUAAUAGGAACGCACUCAUAUUCGAAUGGCAGAAGGUGGCGGACAUGGUGAACAAGGUCAAUAACUGUGGCCUCACCGGGGAAAACGUCCGCACGCAUGUCUUGCAUCGCAUGCUCCGCGGUUUCUUGAAGGACGCUGAACCUGAAACUCCCACCUCGCUGAACCGUUCUAGCCUACACAUGCCUUAUGAGCCGUGCUACUUGUCUUUGGGACCUGCUCAAGAUGGCCUUCUUCCCGUGCGUCUCGUUACCACCAGAGUUAACCACGACCCCCAAGAAGAUCAGCCUCAGCCUCAAGCUGCAGUUUCGACUGCGAAGGACGCUGACGAAGAAGGGAUGCUCGAGCCUAGUAUUCCGUCCAAGGCCAUGGAGAAACGCAAGGCCGCUGACGAGUUUUCCAGCCCUGUCGCCAAGAAAAUCAAAAUCGUGCUUAGUGACGACGAUGACGCUGCUGAUGGUGGCGUAGAGAGCUCACCUUAUUAG